Messenger RNA from Closterium sp. Yama58-4, 2025 nucleotides. The record is from the annotation of a GenBank genome assembly. NCBI's taxonomy places the organism in Eukaryota, Viridiplantae, Streptophyta, Zygnematophyceae, Desmidiales, Closteriaceae.
AUGGAGCGGGGACUUUGGGGUCUCUUCGAUGGAACGGAGAAGAAGCCGGACAAAGAGGACAAGAUUGCAGCAUGGAAGAAGAAGGACCAAAAGGCGUUCGCUCCGCUAAUCUCGCGCAUCGGCAUCAACCUUGUCAGCUCGGUGCGCACGUGCAUCAAGCUCGAAGCGUCGGCGGAUGAAGCGUGGAAGCGGCUCGAGACGAUUCACAUGAACAAGACUCUCCACGGCAAGAUCCUAGCCCGGAAUGUGUUCUACACGGUGAAGUUGCGCGCGGGCGAAUCGAUGCACGAGUAUGCGACUCGUGUGGAGGAACUCGGGAAAAUGUUCGUAGAUCUCAAUGGAAUGGUCACGGAGGAGGAUUGGAUUUUGACCUUGCUUUGCGACCUUCCGGAAGAGUGGUCGACGGUGGUAAUGACACUCGAUAGCGUGCAAGACACUUGGACAAAGGAAACGGUGGUCGGUCGGCUUCUCCAUGAGGAAUCGCGUCGCCGACAAUUCGCUAAUGAGAGCGUGGAGACCGCCAUGUUCUCCGGAGGGAGUUCCGGAGGAAAGUCCAAGUGGAGCAAGGGUGCGACGAAGAAGUCGUACGGUGGAAGCGAUCGCGGCAAGGGGAACACAUCAAACGGCGCGAGCAAGUGCCACUAUUGCGGCAAAGCGGGACACUUUUGGCGAGAGUGUCGGAAGCGCCCGAGCGAUUCGACUCCAUCGAAGGCGCGGAACCAAGAGGGCAACGCGCACACGGCAUCCGGCGAGGCGGAUGAUACAAGGGAGUCGAUCGUGUUAUUGGCCGAUGACGGGAUCAACACUCCAAGUGACGCGUGGUUCCUUGACACCGGCGCAACACAACAUAUGACGCACUCAGCAUCGUUCCUCAUCAACGUUGGUGCACCGAGAGACGUCACGCGCACCGUCUUUGGAAACGGCAAGUCGCUACCGGUGGUCGGAGUUGGGAGUACGCGUCUCAUCGUCGAUGGCAGACCGGUAGACAUCACAAACGUGCUUCACGUCCCGGGUUUGAAGGUGAAUCUACUCUCCGUCACUCAACUCGCGAAGAAGGACGUGAAGGUCACCAUCGACGGUGCGAAGAUGAACCUCUUCUGGAAGGGGAAGCAAUUCGCACAAGGCGUUCUCAACGGAGAACUCUACCAACUCAAGACGCACCCGAGAACGGCUUCAUCCAACGUAGUGCAAGGGUCCAAGGCAACUCUCAAGGCGUGGCAUAAUCGCCUUGCGCACGCCAACUACGAGUCGAUCAAGGAGUUGGCCAACAAAGGCCUUGCGAAGGGAGUCGACGUGAUCGCCGGCGACGACGAGAAGGGCGUGUGCGUGGCGUGUGUCGAAGGAAAAAUGGCUCACAAGCCAUUCGGUAGCCGUACCUCACCUCUCGCUAAGGACCCGCUUGCGCUUGUUCACAUGGACGUGUGUGGACCGAUGCGGCAUGCAUCAAAGGGAGGAGCGCGUGCGCUAGCGGCGUGGGUUCGCAACCGUUUGCCGACCAAGGUGCUCCCGGGAACGACUCCGUUCGAAGCAUGGACCGGAACGAAGCCGAACCUAUCCCGCCUACGCACCUUUGGGUGCCUUUGCUACUACCAUGUACCGGAUCCCCUUCGCCACAAGUUGCAACCGAAGGCGCGUGCGGCGAUCUACUUGGGAAUUGCGGCGAACGAGCGUGCGUGGCGAGUGUGGGACUUGGGUGAAAGGCGCGUCAUCACAUCUCGAGAUGUGGUCUUCGACGAAGACAAGUUUCCGACGAAGGAACAACCAACGCCGCAACUCACCGUCGUACUCCCCGCACGAGAGGAGGAUGAAGCGGUGGAGGUUCCAUCUCAAGUGGAGAAGGAAGCCGAGAAUGGAAGGGGGAAAAACGAGGAGUACGAUGAUGAUGUCAUGGAGGUGCCACCAACCGAGGAGGCAACUUCCUCCGCACCUUCUUCCCUACCAUUGGCGUUGACCCGUGGGCGUCGUACACCUCGCCCCAACUCGUGUAACCGACCACGCUACGGUAGCCGUUGGGGAGUUGGAUGA